Messenger RNA from Mya arenaria, 633 nucleotides. Its product is annotated as serine protease 42-like. Gene Ontology annotation, molecular function: serine-type endopeptidase activity. The coding region runs from base 1 to 633 and encodes 210 amino acids. Gene Ontology annotation, biological process: proteolysis. The transcript has 6 exons. The record is from RefSeq and is a predicted model, not a curated record. NCBI's taxonomy places the organism in Eukaryota, Metazoa, Mollusca, Bivalvia, Myida, Myidae.
AUGACCAACAUUGUUGGUGGAGGAAACGCUGACGUGGAUGAGUACCCUAAUGGUUACGAGCACAAGGUUGUGGCGGGUGACUACAAUUCCAACAUUUAUGAAGGAACGGAGCAAGAACGAGAUCUCAGAGCACUUGCCAUUCAUCCAGAUUACAAACCGUCAAAGUUUGUGACAGCAGAUAUUGCAGUCCUUAAAUUGGCCACUCCUUUUGACUUCGAUACCCACGUUGGACGUCCAGUUGUGAUACCGAAUAAGAAAACUGAAAGACGUGCGAAAAAGAAGAGGGACUGUUGGGUGGUCGGUGGAGGACUCAGUGGUCAAAGACCGGACGCAUACCGUCCACGCUUGCAAGAAUUGAAAGCCGUUCCAAAAGCUGACUCUGCAUGUAAGAAAACUGCGAACAAUAAGUUCAGUGAAACAUGGUCUGCAACGUUCAUAUGCACCAUUCACAGUGGAAAGUCAAUAUGCGGAGGUGACUCUGGUGGUCCGUUGGUGUGUUUCCUAAAUGACCAGCCGGUACAGAUGGGUGUGGUAUCAUGGAGCGGUAGAAAUUGUGCUAAAUUUGGCUUUGGGGCGUACGUCAGGCCGCGAUCCUACACUAAUUGGAUAAUGAACAAAAUUGCAACCCUUUAG